This is a messenger RNA of Orycteropus afer afer, 4290 nucleotides long. The record is from RefSeq and is a predicted model, not a curated record. Lineage: Eukaryota; Metazoa; Chordata; Mammalia; Tubulidentata; Orycteropodidae.
CUCAACAGCAAGAUGAGUGUCACCUCCUGGUUCCUGGUGAGCGGCAGUGGCACCCGCCACCGCCUGCCGCGGGAGCUCAUCUUCGUGGGGCGUGAUGAGUGCGAGCUCGUGCUUCAGUCCCGCAGUGUGGACAAGCAGCAUGCUGUCAUCAAUUAUGACCAGGACAGGGACGAACACUGGCUGAAGGACCUAGGCAGCCUCAACGGGACCUUUGUGAAUGACGUGCGUGUCCCGGACCAGAAGUACGUCACGUUGAAGGCCAACGACGUCAUCCGCUUUGGCUACGAUGCCAACACGUAUGUGCUGGAGCGUGUGCAGCACCGCCUCCCCGAGGAGGCACUCAAGCACGAGAAGUACACCAGCCAGCUGCAGAUGGGCAUCAAGAGUGCAGCACCCAAGAGGACUGAGCCACUGCCAGACCCCAUGCCGUACUGCGAGUCCUCGAACCCCAGGCCAGAGAAGGGGGACCGGAGGCUGGGGGCAGAGGCAGUGACCUACCGCACGCCCCUUUACGGGCAGCCCUCCUGGUGGGGGGAUGACGAUGGCGAUAGCCCACCUGAGGACCGGCGCCAGGGAGAGCCUGAGCCUGAGCGAGCCAGGGGCCCGGCCCAGCACGACAGAGAGCUCGACGGGACACCUGCUGGUUUCCGGGCCCCUGUCGAGCCACAGGGCUAUGCCUUCCGCCGUGAACCCAGCUACUUCGAGAUCCCCACAAAGGAGUCGCUGCCGCUGGCUGCGCGGUCCCCUGAGGUGCCGGCACACGAGGCCCCCACCAAGGACCAGGAGCCGGCUGGCGGUGGGGCGGCCCCAGUGGUGCAGAGCCAUGCCUCUUUCACCAUUGAGUUUGAUGACUGCAGCCCUGGCAAGGUGAAGAUCAAGGACCACGUGACCAAGUUCGCCCUGCGACAGCGGCGGCCCCCAGGCAGGGAGGCAACGCCUGCUGAGAUGGUGUCCGCGGAGACCAAGGUGGCUGACUGGCUGGUGCAGAACGACCCCAGCCUGCUGCGCCGGGCCGGCCUGGGGGAUGACCGCCACAGCACCAAGAGUGACCUGCCCAUCCACACCCGCACGCUGAGGGGCCACAAACACGUGGACGGCACACAGAGCGACUCUGAGGACCCGCUGGCCCCGGCAGGGGCGGCGCCUGUUGCGGCCGGCGGGGAGCAGGCCCGGCUGCAGCGCCAGAUCAGGCGGGAGCCCCAGGAGCUGCUGCAUAACCAGCAGGCCUUCGUCAUCGAGUUCUUCGACGAGGACACGCCCCGCAAGAAGCGCUCGCAGUCCUUCACGCACGCCCCGGCCCCGGACCCCAAGGCGGACAAGCGCCCCCGCGGCCCGGAUGGGCAGAGGGUGCUGGAAGAGCCUGUGCCCUCCAGUGCCUUCCCAGGCUGGCGUGUCUGUGUCUUUGGAGUGCUGGAGUCCCCAGAGCUGUCCCGGGUUCCCUCAGCCACCUUCCGCCCUGUCAUCAGAGAUGACAAAGAGGAGGUGGCCGAUGGGGGUGUGGCCCAGCGACUAGCUCUGCUACAGGAGUUUGCAUUCAGGCCAGGAGGCAUGGCCCCACAGACAGAGCAGCAGGGCCUGCCAGGCCCCGGCUCCCCUGGGGCUCAGAAGUGGGUGUCCCGCUGGGCCAGCCUGGCUGACAGCUACUCGGACCCAGGCCUGGCAGAGAACAGCACUAGCUGCCGGGCUAUGGAGCCUGAGGUGGCUUUACCCUCACGCACACGGCGUCUGCUUCCCCAGCUGCCCAGCGAGCGGGCGGACAGCCCUGCUGGCCCUGAGGCCACCAGGAAGGCUGGCCCUGGGCAGCCGGAGCCUGGUAGUCAGCAGGUCAGCCCGCUCUUUGUCCAGGAGGACCUGGACCCUGACAGCCUCAGUGAUGCCAGUGGGUCGGAUGGCGGGUGGAGCCCCAAGCUGGGCAGAGGGCAGCCACCUGAGAGACACAGGAGCCCUGAGGAGGUGCCAGCCUGGACAAGGAGCAGGGGCUCGCCCUGGACCCCGGGGGAGCCGGCCCCCACCUCAUUCUUCAUCGGGGACCAGAACAGGGAGGCUGUCGUCUCCAGGAAGCCAUCCGUGACCACUGGGGGGGCAGAGGGCCCAGGGCAGACAGCUCCACAGCAGGCAGCCCCCCCUGGCACACAGACGAGGGACGGUGUCUAUGUCAGCACCAGUGGGCGCAUGGUCAUUCAGCUUUGCUCUGGGCGGUCUUUGGAGUCUGGGGGCCCUGUCCCAGCCCCGCCCAAAGAGGGCCUGGCAUUUGUCCGGCAGGAGAGCUUCACCAAGGAGCCAGCCAGCGGCCCCCCGGCCCCUGGCAAGCUGCCAAACAUCCCCAGCCACCCCCUGCUCCAGGACCUGGCUGCGGCCCGGGCUGCCCGUUCAGACCUGCACUCCCAGGACACCCACCUCAUCCUGAAGGAGACUGAGACAGCACUGGCAGUGCUGGAGGCCCAGCUGCUGUCCAAGUCUGUGGAGGCACAGGGCGAAGGGGGCAGCCUCCCUCGGCCGCCAGAGGACUCCCUGUCUGGGGAUUCGGACGCAGACACGGCUAGCAUGACCAGCCCGACGACCCCACAGCCCAAGGGGCCGCAGAAGGACAAGCCGCUGGCCGCACAGGACCUGGCGGGCUCCGCCCUUAGUAGUGCCCGUGGGCGGCUCUCGGAGAAGCAGCAUCGCCCACUAGGCCCAGUGGACCCUGGCCGCACAGAGCUGGCACGGCCUCUGACCACGAGGCGUGGGCACGGGCCCCGAGCGUCCCUGGACUGGCCAGACGAGGAGCGUGGCUCUAGCCCCACCCACCUGCCCAUCUCGGACGCUGUUGCCUCUGACCAUGAGACACCCGUGUGCACCAGGGCGGGACGGCCAGGCCCUCGACGGAGGCCGCCAGCCCCACCACCGUCCCCAGCCACCCGGGAGGAGCAGGGCCGAGGCUCCAGCAGCUCCCAGAAGGUGCAGCAGGCACUGAGCCGCUCCAACAGCCUGUCCACCCCUCGGCCCACGCGGGCGUCCCGGCUCAGGCGAGCUCGGCUGGGCGACACCUCUGACACAGAGGCUGCUGACGGCGAGCGGGGCGCCCUGGGCACCCCUGAGCCCGCAGGCCGGCCAGCUGCUGAGCAGACCAAGAAGCUGUCGAGACUGGACGUCCUGGCCAUGCCUCGGAAGCGGGCCGGCUCCUUCACGGGCACCAGUGACGCUGAGGCCGCUCCCGCUCGCUCUGGUUUCUCUGGCCGAAGUGUCGACUUGUACUGUACCAGCCGCAAGCCCACCAUGGCCGAGGCGCGGGCCGCAGCCAGGAAGGCUGCCAGUACUGCUGCCUCUUCCACAGCCUCCCGCCAGCCCUUCAGCAGGGCCCGCCCGGGCAGUGCCCGCUACCCGUCCUCCACCACGCAGACCCCGCGGGCCGGUGGCUCCAACCAUCCCCGGCCCCGGGCUCCUGGGCCGCGGGCCCCGGACGACCCUGAGGAGGAGGCUGACCCCUAUGGCUUCAUCGUGCAGACAGCAGAGAUUGCGGAGAUCGCCAGGUUGAGCCAGACGCUGGUGAAGGAUGUGGUCACCCUGGCCCAGGAGAUCCAUGAUGUGGCUGGGGAUGGCGACUCGCUGGGCUCUCCGGGGCCCACCCACAGCCCUACCCUCAGCAAUGUGCCCAGCACCCCUGCGUCCACCAUCUCUGCCCGCGAGGAGCUGGUGCAGCGUAUCCCUGAGGCCAGCCUCAAUUUCCAGAAGGUGCCGCCAGGCGCCCUGAACUCGCGGGACUUUGACCAGAACAUGAAUGACAGCCGUGAGGACCCCUUGGCCUCCAAGACGAGGCCACGGAACCGCGAGGAGGUGAUCUUUGAUAACCUGAUGCUGAACCCUGUGUCCCAGCUGUCGCAUGCCAUCCGUGAGAACACAGAGAGUCUCGCCGAAAAGAUGAAGAUCCUUUUCCAGAACACGGGGCGUGCGUGGGAGGACCUGGAAGCCAGGAUCAAUGCAGAGAAUGAGGUUCCCAUCCUGAAGACGUCAAACAAGGAGAUCAGCUCUAUCCUGAAGGAACUGAGGCGUGUGCAGAAGCAGUUGGAAGUCAUCAAUGCCAUCGUGGACCCCGUUGGGAACCUGGCCUUGCUGGCAGGCAGCAGGAGCUCCGGGAGCCUGGCCCAGCUGGGGAGGGGCCGGCCUGCCACCCAGAGCCCAUCACCCUCCUCGGUGGAGAUGCUGCCUGCUCUGCCGCUGAGGGGCUUCCCGCCACACGCCAACUGUGGCGCCCCAGACCCUGUCUUCCUGCCUGACUUCCUCCCUGAUGCCGAGCGGUUCCUGAUCUAG